UCAUCUCUGUUGGUGAUAGCAAGUGAGUCGUAUGAUUCGUGAAAAGCCACAACCUUUCGUGCGAUAUUCUUUUAGAGUCAGUUAUCGAUUGAUCGUUAUACGUUUACCGGCUUCCAUAUGGCUCAAACAAGGCUAUCCAGUGAAAUUCUUAUAGGCGGAAUAGAUGGCGGUGCCAGUAAUUCCACUCUUAUCGUCAUCAAUGGACAAGGUAAAAGCCUGGUUACAAUCAAAGGAGAUGGAACUAAUUAUCAUUUGCUAGGUAUAGAUGAGGUUGCUCGUAGAAUUAGUGAGAUGAUUAACAGUGCCAAACACGAACUGGGUCUUUCCGAUUCACGUCAUCUGGAUGUUGUGGGAAUUUGCUUGAGUGGCUGUCCUGAUCAACUUACCGCCGAGCAACUAAAGCAGGCAAUAAAAAACGUAAAUCCGGAAGCUGCUGUGGAUUAUGUCAUUAAGUCUGACCUUAUUAGCAGUCUGAAAACAGGUCUUAGUAGUUGCGGAAUUAUUAUUAUAGCUGGGACUGGCAGUAACGCCUAUCUCGUUGAUGUUGAUGGUACAGAACACCAAUGCGGUGGAUGGGGACACAUGAUUGGCGACGAAGGAGGUGCUUACUGGAUAUCACAUCGUGCUUGCAAGUAUGUGAUCGACGACAUAGAUGGACUUAAAAAGGCACCUUACUCUAUUGACUACAUUUGGUCUGAAAUGCAAAAUUAUUACAAGAUAACAGACAUACAUUCCAUGAAGAUGCAAUUAUACAAGAAAUUCUCGAAGAAUGAAUUUGCCUUGUUUGCAAAACAUAUAGCCGCUGGCUGCAAGAGCGGAGAUUCAUUGUGUCUGUCCGUGUUGGAAAAGGCCGGCAAGUAUUUGGCGAAACACAUCAAUGCUUUGGCAACAAAAGCUUCAGUCGACCUUCUGACAGCUUCUGGCGGACUUAAAGUGGUAUGCGUUGGAACCGUUUGGAAUUCUUGGGAAUACUUGAAAAAAGGCUUCACAGAGGAAAUUCGACGAGGUGGCAUCAUCAACGAGUUAACUCUUUACCGUUUGAUUACGUCAGCAGCUGUUGGUGCUUGUUACUUGGCAGCUGAUAUGCUUACACACGACAUGGGGAAAAUGUCACGAGAAAAGAAUAGGGAAUUACUUUAUCACUAUAUUCGCGAAAGUGAUGGAACGCUUAAGGUACUCCAAGAUGCUGAUAAAAGUACUUAGCUGCCAUCUCAACGAACGGCCAACAAGAAGGCAACACUGACUAUGGUCCUACUCAUAUCUCACUUUUAGCGUCAAAAGACGUAUUUUAGAACACUGUUAAAAGCCACUCUACUCGUAUCUCGAUUUUCAACCACUUUCAUAGAAAAUCCUUAAUAAAGCCAUAAAAGACGUA
Orussus abietinus is the source of this 1375-nucleotide messenger RNA. It is a transcript of the gene Nagk, whose product is annotated as N-acetyl-D-glucosamine kinase. Bases 118 to 1203 code for a protein of 361 amino acids. The record is from RefSeq and is a predicted model, not a curated record. Gene Ontology annotation, molecular function: N-acetylglucosamine kinase activity. Lineage: Eukaryota; Metazoa; Arthropoda; Insecta; Hymenoptera; Orussidae. The transcript has 6 exons.